Colias croceus (clouded yellow) is the source of this 1217-nucleotide messenger RNA. RefSeq lists its product as uncharacterized. Gene Ontology annotation, biological process: sensory perception of smell; detection of chemical stimulus involved in sensory perception of smell. Lineage: Eukaryota; Metazoa; Arthropoda; Insecta; Lepidoptera; Pieridae. The transcript is spliced from 7 exons. Gene Ontology annotation, cellular component: plasma membrane. The coding region runs from base 1 to 1143 and encodes 380 amino acids. The record is from RefSeq and is a predicted model, not a curated record. Gene Ontology annotation, molecular function: olfactory receptor activity; odorant binding.
AUGGGGGACCAAACUCCUGAAACAACUAAACUAGCGACCUUUUUUUCUUCAAUCAACAAAUUUGCCUACCUUUGUGGGCUACCAAACUUUGUAAAUAAUGAUUACAAUUUACCGCCUUCCCUUGUCCGCUUCAAUGCAAUAUACGUGAAAAUAAUAAAUACAAUGUUACUUACUUUCGUCGUUAUAGAAAACCUGUCGUUUAUCACACAAAAAAAUCUUACGCCAAAGCAGAAAAACGAUUUGUUGACUUUGGGCGUUUCUCACUUCAUGCUUUGUUUCUAUUACAUUAGUUUGUAUCUGAAUAGGGAUACUGUGAAGCAAAUAGCAUAUACUUUGACGAUAUCUUUGAAGAAAAUUUACAAUAAUGAGAAUGUAGAGAAUGCCGCUAUAAAAAGGUCCAAAUUAUACGCGGUGAUGUUCCUUGCAUUGUAUGGAAAAUUCAUCACCGUGAUUACAGCCUUUCCAGAUGUUGAAGAGGACAACGUGGCUGGGAACAUAUGGAGAGUUGUAUUUUAUGUAUUUUGGUGGUUCUUUAUGGUGCGAGUUAUGGCCUUGUUUGUCGUGGUCAUAACAUCCAUUAUUUAUUUGAGUUAUCAGUAUACAAAUCUACAAAGCUACUUUUACAGUCUCACCACGAUAUUUGACGAAGACAUAAGUCAGUCGGAAAAGGAGAUGAAAUACGAGCAAGCUCUUAAGACUGGCAUACAGUUGCAUAUAGAUACAUUAAGAUGCACGGAUGAUAUCCAGCAAGCGUUCUACGUAGUAUUAAGUGUCCAGCUAAUGAUAAAUAUGAUGACUGUCGUUCUGGUCAUGAUUCGUGUUAUGACAUCAGAGCACACUCCCAUGAACUUUUUAGCUACGGGCGUUAUGGGGUCCGCCAUUCUGAUAGGUACUGGUUUCUUCAUGUGGAACAUGGGAGAUGUCACUGUCGAGGCAAGCAAGGUUCCCACAGCUAUCUACAGCUCUGGGUGGGAAAACUGUACCAGAGGCUCGUCGGCUCGCGUGCGACACCUCAUCUUUUUCUCUAUAGCACAAGGACAGAAGAAUGUGGCCAUACGAGCUUUGGGGGUUGUCGAGCUUUCCUACGCAUCUUAUGUAACGCUCGUAAAAUCGUCAUACAGCGUUUUCUCUUUGUUUUACUAAAAUCAACGUAGCUCCGGCAAUUGAGUAUGUUCUUUCUAUUGUAAUAAUAUUAACAAUAAAAGUAUUUUGAGGAA